CCAGAUUCUCCUCCUGUCGUCUCACCAGACAGACGUCCUUCUGACUUACGCAACACGCAUGCGUCAUAGGGCGAAGGUCAGAGGUCGAAAGCGAACUUUUCAAAAUGGCAGCUGGUAAAGGUGAGACAAAGUGGACCCUGAAGGAGCUGAAGGACCGUCUGGAGGGGAAUGAGCUGGACCUGAGUCUGUCCAACAUCACUAAGGUUCCUGUGCAACUGCUGUCCAGUCUCCCCAAGGCCACAGUGUUAGACCUGUCCUGUAAUCUCCUGGUCAACCUACAGGAUCCCUUCUGCACCCAGCUUACCCAUGUGAUCAAGCUGGACCUCAGUAAGAACCAGCUGGAGGAACUUCCUGCAGACUUUGGCAGACUGACCAGGCUCAGACAUCUGGACCUCUUCCAGAACCGUCUCAAGACUGUACCGGUCAGUUUCUGGCAGCUGACCAGUCUACAGUGGUUGGACCUGAAGGACAAUCCACUAGACUCUGCCCUGGUACCAGUGGUGGGGGACUGUCUGGAUGAGAGACAAUGUAGAAACUGUGCCAAAGGGGUGGUGAGUUAUAUGAGAGCAGUUAACUCAGAGUUGGAAAGAAAGAGACAAGAACAGCUCCAGCAGCAGCGAAAGCUGGAGGAGGCCCGGCGGCUGCAGGAGGAGCAGGAGCAGGAGCUGCGCAGGAGGAAGAAGAAGGAGGAGAAGGAGAGGAGGAAACGGGAGUACGCCGAGCGCCAGGCCAGCAGGAAGCAGCAACAGGAGGGAGGGGGGCAGGAGGAGGAGGCUGACACCGAAGAAAAGGCAAACGGGAUUGCCUCAGCUACUCCAGAAAAACACAGAACUACAGGAUCAUACUGUUACAAGCUUCCCCUCAUCAUCAUCAUGUUGUCAGUCAUUGCUGUUGCCGUGGCAACAUACUUUUACUGUGAGAGUGAGCCGACCAAUCAGCUGUGUCGUGACCUUCAAACCCGGGUCCACCAGGUGGAGACUGUCAUCAGAGGAUGGGUGGCUGUUGCUGAACAGAUGGCGGUUGGGCAGAAGAAGUAAAGUAACUGAUGUGAUUUUGUUAGGCAUGAUUAAGUUCUUUCCAGUUACCUCUUCCCCUGUCUCCUGUGAAAUGACAUGGCGUGGUAAAAUUACCUGGUUUGAUCAAAUUUUAAUGAAUUACGCAAGCAGCCAGUGACCACUCUCUGUGUGGGGAAAUGGCUUGAAUAUUUUGUAAUUUUUUUCUCCUAUUGCCAGUCCAGUGUAAAUUUUGUCAUCUUGUGAUGAAGUAGUUGCCAUAUUGUUGGAACUUAAAUGUAAGCUUGUGAAGCCAUGUUGGUGUUUCUAUGGAAAUACAAUAUAUUCAGGAGAGACUAGACAUAUUUUUGACCUUUUGCAAUCAUCAGUUUUUUUUAAUGUAGCAUCUUACAUGUAUCAAAAUAUGGCAGCCUCCUUUGUUAUGAAAGAAAUGUUCACAAAUGUUCUGCAAAAAUUCCCACCUUCUCUACGUAUAACGUUACAGUAAAUACUGGUACAAUGUAUGAUGCCAAAUAUGUCUUCACCAGUUCCCUUAACUCUGAUAGCUGUUUAACAGUGAAGAAGUCUUGUUACAUUUGUUGCUCAAGUGAUUUGUUCAAGAUACAAGUUGAAAACUACACAGUAUUGUACAGCAUACGAUACUUUCUGAAAUGUCCUUUCCUCUACUUCUCAUCCAUGUGAUAAUGCAUGUAUACUAUUAGUUAGGGAGAUAUAAGAGGUACGCAAAGUUGCAAUGAUACCCCAACUUUUUUUAAAAAAUCCAGAUUUGAAUUUUUCCUGAUAUGUACUUAAGGCGUACCCACAACAUGCAUUAGGAUUUAUUUGUAACUUUUUAGUCAAGGAGCCAACCAACAAAUGCUGGUGAAAAUUUCACCAUAUGGCAGAGUGAGUGAGUAGUAGAAUCACUGUACACUACUAAGGCUAUAACAAAAUUUAGUUAUGUACAUUGUUCUCAGUGUUUUAUCAGCAACUAUUAGUCUGGAAUGAAGAAGUAAAAAAGCAGAAUUACUCAGUGUUGAGGUUUGGAUGAUGAAUGCAGCAAUCCUUGCUGAGGACCAAGAAAAUAACAAAGUCUGGCUUGUAGGCCUUGUUCAUGGUGGGAAUUAAGAUAAAACAGUUACUGUACCAUGUGAUGUGCUGUAGUGUCUUGUAUAUCUUAAAUACAUGAGCCAUACAUUAAGAACCCAGUAAAUGCACAAUACUGUACUGUUUGGGUUUGUCCUAUGUAAUGCUUUCAUUUGAUAGCUUUUUAAUCACAGCAGCAUCCAUAAGUGAAAGAUGAAAAUAUGGCAGCAAGUUAUUAAUGUAUGAUAUUGAAAUCUUAGCAACACAUGUUCUACUUGUGGUUGAUGGUUAUUCACUACAAUUGCUUAAUAUCUUAUAAACACUGAAGUCUUCUGAAAUAUAAAGACGCAUGGUGAAGUGUUGAAUGGCUCCUUUCAUAUACCAUGGAUAUUAAUGAAUCUUUUGUGAUAUUGCUAAAAGUAAUCCUCAAAAGUAAUGUGACAUUUUAGCCCUGUACUUAGUUGUUACAGCAGAUGUACUUUUUAAUUUCCUUGACCUUGAACAGAUCAAGUUUGAAUAUUGUUGCUGCAUGUGAAAAUUGUUCCCACCUUAUUUGUUUGGAAAACAAGGCUUUUCUUCAUGUUGGUAUCAUUUCUUUGUGCCUUGAUAUAGAUAGCCUCAGCAUAUUUUUAGUUGAACAGGGAAAUUUGUUUUUUUAGAACAAAGAAUAUAAAUGAUGAUGUACUGUAUACUGCCAGCUAAAAUUCACAUUUGUUCUAACAUUAGGCAUCUAACCUCUCCCUUCCGUCAUGACAGUUCUGCUGCAUUAGAUUUCUACUACAGUCUAAGACACUCAUUUGGAUGAGAUGACAUGAGGGUAUUUUAUACUCAGGGUGACCAGACUCGUUGGACACUGAUCCACUGCCAUAUGCAGCAAGUUGAGGAACAUUAAAGCUGUCCCCACCCCACUA
Messenger RNA from Branchiostoma floridae (Florida lancelet), 2989 nucleotides. RefSeq names its product leucine-rich repeat-containing protein 59-like. NCBI's taxonomy places the organism in Eukaryota, Metazoa, Chordata, Leptocardii, Amphioxiformes, Branchiostomatidae. Gene Ontology annotation, molecular function: protein binding. The transcript has 8 exons. The record is from RefSeq and is a predicted model, not a curated record. The coding region runs from base 105 to 1037 and encodes 310 amino acids.